AUGCAUAUUCAAUCUUUUUUGCUACCUCAAUGGAAAUGGUUUGUUGACUAUGCAAAUGUGGGAAAUCGUAUAUGGCUAGCAUGGAAUGAUAAUGCUAUUGAUGUUCAUAUUCUUGAUUUGGGUGAACAAUACAUACAUUGUCGUGUCACGAAUAGGGCUGACAAUGAAAUUGUUAUCAUUACUGUUGUUUAUGGUGCUUCUAAAGUGAUUGGUCGACGGGCCCUAUGGAAUUCUCUACAAACCCUUGCCCCACAGUGCACGGACGUUCCAUGGCUGGUGGGAGGGGAUUUCAAUGCAGUCCGCGAUAUUAAUGAGGUGUGUGGCAUCUCGGGAGAUAUAAGGAUUGCUAUGGAAGAUUUCAACAAUUGUAUUCAGGAAGCUGGAUUGUUGCCAAUGCCUAUGCAAGCUGAAUGGUAUACUUGGCACAAUUGCAGCAUGUCUACGAGGAGCCUAUGGAAACGAUUGGAUAGGAUACUCAUCAAUGAUCGCUGGCUCGCACGGUUUCCUACCUCAUCAUAUCAUAGCCUUACACCCCGUACUUCGGACCACUUGCCGUUGGUCUUAUUUGGGGAUUCACAACAUCAUAAUAAUGGAGCUGUCAAGAUAGAGCAAAUUAUGCUACAGCAAAGAGCUAAGAUGCAGUGGAUGAAGGGGGGUGACCAAUGUUCCAGGGUUUUCUUCCGCAAGAUCGCUCAAAGAAGGGCGGGGAGGAGGAUCUUGCAGAUCAAUGAUGAAAAUGGAAGCACUCACACAGAACCGGAGGAGGUUAUACAUGAGUUUGUAUCCUAUUAUCAAAACCUCUUAGGAGGUAACAGACGUCAAAUAUUGGUGGAUAUUAAGGGCCCGUUUGGUUAUGUUUUCAUUUUCAUUUUCAGUUUCCAACAUUUGAAAAUGGGUAGAAAUGCUGUAUUAGUUUUUGUGCGAAAACUGAGAAUAUGUUUGGAUUAG
Messenger RNA from Sesamum indicum (sesame), 948 nucleotides. NCBI's taxonomy places the organism in Eukaryota, Viridiplantae, Streptophyta, Magnoliopsida, Lamiales, Pedaliaceae. The record is from RefSeq and is a predicted model, not a curated record.